CGUAAUUGUAUGUAUAUCAUAUGAACUUAAAGUAUGUGUAGUAUCAAUAUAAAUAUUUUAUAAAAAAUGAGAGAUAUAAACUAGAAAUAUAAGAUUAAUUAUACAUAUGUUCGGUUAUUUUCGGAUAUCCAUUCGGGUUCGGAUAUUAUCCGUUCGGGUUCGGGUAUCCAAUCUCUUUUUAUUCAAUACCCGUUCGGGUAUUUUGCUACUUCGGUUCAGAUUUCGAUUCAGGUUUUUCGGAUUGGGUUCGGAUGCCACUUCGGAUAUCGGGUAAAAUGCCCACCCCUACAUAAAAGAAUGUGCAAACAAUUUGAUAAGCAAAUUUCUAUAUCAGAAUUCUUGUAAAAGUGUUCAAGAGACAAAACUGUACAUGAGAUUUGUCUAAAAAACGAGAUUACAACAGGGAAAAUGCGAAAGAAGCCAUCAAAAUCUAACUGAGUUCGCUAGACUAAUCACUUACAUCUAAAAUUCCCUGAUGGGAAUAACAGCUCAGCAUAGCUAUAUUUUUUUCUAAAAAAAGAAAAAAAAAGUACGAAGCUAUGAGUUCUAUGCAAUAUUAUCAAACUUGAACAACUAAUUUAGUUCCAGACGGGAGAAUCACUUAAUGAUUAUUAUCUCUUUAAAAAGUUUUACUUUACCAAAAGACAUUCAUUUAAACUAGGGAAAAUUCCUUAAAAAUACCCAGACUGAAUUUCUUUUGCUACUUUAAUACACGAACUUUUUAGGCUCCCCAUUUAAAAUACAGACUAAGUUGCGUUACCCAAAAAAUACAUCAACUUUUGAAUUUCAGAAGUUUCACACCUCGAUUCUAACAGCGUUAACUCUGUUUACUAGAGAAUCAAGACGACGUUAAUUUUUUAAUUAGACACGUGAUUGAACCGUUAAUCCUCGGGUUCCUUCAUCAAAAGCCCCAAAUCAAAAAAAGAACAAACCCUAAUUUCAUUCAACUCUUUAUUUCCCAGAAAUCCCUCAAAUCGAUGGCUAAGAGUGAAGGCUCGAGUUCUAGUGCAAGGUCAUCCUAUAAGAAGAAGGUCGACGGUCCGUUAUGCUACUGUAAUAAGAGAUCGACUCCGGCGAAGGCAUGGACAGAUGACAAUCCAGGUAGAAGGUUUUGGUGCUGCGGUUCUCAUGGGUUCGUCGAUUGGAUUGAUAAGCAGGCGCAAAAUGAAUGGCAGAAACAGAGUUUACUGGAGGCGAAAGGCGUGAUGGAUCGUCAGAGAGAAGAAAUCAGAAAUCUGAAACAGUUGCUUAGCACAGCUUCUCAACCAGCCACAUCUGAAGAUUCAACUGCAUUAUUGUUGGAGGAAGGGGACAGACUCGCAGAGGAGAAGAAAAACAAUGUUUAGAGAAGAAGAACAAUGUUUAGAGAAGAAGAGAGUCUAGAGCAAUUCGAUUGUGGGGUAAAUGAAAUUAGGGUUUGUUCUUCUUUCAAUUUGGGGCUUUUGAUGAAGGAACCCGAUGUUUUAACGGUUUAAUCACGUGCUUAAUUAAAAAAUUAACGUCCUCUUGAUUCUCUGUUAAACAGAGUUAACGCUGUUAGAAUCGAAGUGUGAAACCUCUGAAAUUUAGAAGUUGAUGUAUUUUAUGGGUAACGCAAUUUAGUCUGUGUAUUAAAUGAGGAGCCUAAAAAGUUCGUGUAUUAAAGUAGCAAAAGAAAUUCAGUCUGCGUAUUUUUAAGGAAUUUUCCCUUUAAACUAAUUGAUUUUCGUCUUCUGUUUCACGUGUUCUGUCCUCUCGAAAAAGAAAAGAAAAGAGAAGGAAGGUCAAAAGAAAAAAGGUUUAUUUAUUUGCCACUAAUCAAACAUGGAUCUGUAAGAAAGAAGCCAUUGGCGACUAGCGUUGACCCUUUAUCUCUCUCUUUCUCUCUUUAGCCAUGGUUGCUCUGCGUUUCAUCUUCUCAUCAUCUUUUCUUCUUCUUCAUCUUCUUAUCACUCAAGCUCAGCCCCACUCUCUCAAUAAGCCCACCUCAACAUUCUCGAUUCAAGAAGCCACUGUUGAUGACAUCAGAGUUGCUUUCAAGGAGAAGAGACUGACAUCAAAACAGCUCGUCGAGUUCUAUCUCAAAGCAAUCUCCAAACUCAACCCGACGCUCCACGCCGUCAUCGAGACGAACCCAGAUGCGUUAGUCGAUGCAGAGAUGGCAGACAAAGAACGCCAGCUCAAAGGCGUCACUAAGCUUCCCAUGUUGCACGGUAUUCCGGUUCUGCUCAAAGACAACAUAUCCACGACAGACAAGCUUAACACAACGGCUGGUUCCUUUGCUUUGCUUGGUUCGGUCGUCCCUCGUGAUGCGGGUGUUGUCAAGAGGCUCCGAAGAUCUGGUGCUGUGAUAUUGGGCAAAGCCAGUUUAAGCGAAUGGGCUCACUUCCGAUCUUUUUCCAUCCCAAAUGGUUGGAGCGCACGUGGCCUCCAAGGAAAGAAUCCAUAUGUUUUAUCAGCAGAUCCAUCGGGGUCAAGUAGUGGAUCAGCUAUUUCUGUAGCAGCAAAUCUUGUGGCCGUAUCACUAGGGACUGAAACUGAUGGUUCCAUUCUUGCUCCAUCCAGUCAGAACUCGGUGGUCGGGAUUAAACCAAGUGUCGGGCUCACAAGCCGAGCCGGGGUGGUCCCUAUCUCCUUGAGACAGGACAGUGUUGGGCCAAUAUGCAGAAGAGUUUCAGAUUCUGUUCAUGUACUUGAUGCUAUUGUGGGUUAUGAUCCAUUGGACGAGGCCACCAAGACCGCUUCUAAGUACAUACCCAAAGGCGGUUACAAGCAAUUUUUGAGAGCUAAUGGCCUCAAGGGUAAGAGAUUAGGCGUUGUGUUUGGUUCUCUUCUUGAUCAUGACAUCAAAACACUAAGACAAGAAGGAGCCAUCGUCAUUGAAAAUUUAACGAUACCAUACACAGAUAGCGGUGAAAUGACAGCACUUUUGGCUGAGUUCAAAAUCUCUCUUAACGCAUAUCUUAAAGCGCUUGUGAAAUCGCCAGUCCGAUCCUUAGCAGACGUUAUUGCCUUCAACAAAAAAAUUGCUAAAAAGGAAAAGGUGAAAGAAUGGGGACAAGAGGUCUUCCUUGAAGCAGAAACAACCAAUGGAAUGGGUGAUAAAGAAAAAGCAGCGUUGCUUACAAUGGAAGAAUUUUCGAGGAAUGGAAUCGAAAAGCUAAUGAAAGAGAACAAGUUAGAUGCGAUAGUGACAUAUGGUUCAACGUUGAGCUCUGUCCUCGCCAUUGGAGGGUAUCCAGGAAUCACCGUCCCUGCAGGAUAUGAUAGUGAAGGAGUGCCGUUUGGGAUUAGCUUUGGAGGAUUGAGAUUCUCAGAGCCAAAGCUCAUUGAGAUUGCUUAUGGCUUCGAACAAGCAACUCUCAUUAGGAAACCACCCAAAUUCAAAGCUUGAGGCACCUGCGAAGUUGAUACUUGGAGAAAAUAUAUAUUUCCUGUGUACAAUUAUUCGGGGACUCUAGGUUGUUUUGCUUGUUUUAAUCUCGGUGUAUUUUGUGGUCCGUUGUUUAGGACUUUUGUUUCCUUCGAUUGGGCUUAGUUUUUCAGGGAGAUAUCUUUGCAAUAUGAAUCAUAUAUCAUUCUA
Brassica rapa (field mustard) is the source of this 3562-nucleotide messenger RNA. Its product is annotated as probable amidase At4g34880. NCBI's taxonomy places the organism in Eukaryota, Viridiplantae, Streptophyta, Magnoliopsida, Brassicales, Brassicaceae. The record is from RefSeq and is a predicted model, not a curated record.